AUCAGAGCAAGAACCGCGGAAUCAAUAAUGAAUGUACAUGAUGCCGCUUGCUUUGCUAGCUAUAUUCACAUCGUUUUGCGCACCACCACCACCUCUACCUUAAUUCCUCCCAUCUCUCUAUAGAGUAUAGGUUUCUUUAUUGUCUCUCUCCGCAAGAAUUCUUAAUGCAUUUCCUCUCAUCAACAACUUGUACGUAGUACCCAGCUAUCACACCAUACUUUAAUAAAUUCCUUAUUAAUCAUUCUUCUCCCUUUACUAAUCCCUAUAUAUAUCAACCCUCAUUUGCUUCCAUUUUCAACAUCAACAUCUCCCAAUCCAAACAGCAAACACAUUACAAUCAAAAUCAUCAACAACUUCUCCAGUCCUCCUCCUAUCUUCUAUAAGUUUGAUCAAAGAGCAUAUUAAGAUGACUGCAACAAGAGCUAUUAAGAAGAUUUUAUGUUGUGGAUUGAAGAAUUCAUCAUCAAAAUCUGCGAAUCAACUCCCACAAGGUCAUGUUAGAGUAUAUGUUGGUAAAGAAGAAUUUCCAUGCAAAUUUGAAGUUGAAGCUAAUUAUUUAAACCAUCCACUCUUUGAGAAUUUACUUCAAUUAUCUGUUGAAGAAUUUGGCUACUCAUAUAAUGGUGCAUUGAGGAUAGCGUGUGAAAUUGAUCUCUUUAAAUAUCUUCUUGAUCUUCUUAAAUCAAGAAAUCCAGUUGCUCAUUACAUGGAGUUACAAGAUCUUAUAUCUAAAUUCUAUAGCAUUAGAAAAAAGGGUUCUCAAUAGAAAUUUAAUUAGUUUCCCUUUUUCAUUCUUUUUUCUUCUA
Messenger RNA from Papaver somniferum (opium poppy), 806 nucleotides. RefSeq names its product auxin-responsive protein SAUR72-like. NCBI's taxonomy places the organism in Eukaryota, Viridiplantae, Streptophyta, Magnoliopsida, Ranunculales, Papaveraceae. The transcript has a single exon. Gene Ontology annotation, biological process: response to auxin. Bases 407 to 766 code for a protein of 119 amino acids. The record is from RefSeq and is a predicted model, not a curated record.